This is a messenger RNA of Pseudovirgaria hyperparasitica, 1076 nucleotides long. RefSeq lists its product as uncharacterized. The transcript has 5 exons. The record is from RefSeq and is a predicted model, not a curated record. Bases 1 to 588 code for a protein of 195 amino acids. Lineage: Eukaryota; Fungi; Ascomycota; Dothideomycetes; Acrospermales; Acrospermaceae.
AUGAUACCUUUGCAGACCGGAGAUCGACGAAGCCUAGUGGGCGUGGUGAUGAGGCUUGGUUCGGAAAAAUCUGGGGACGGAGCAAAGCGUAAUGCGCUGGCAAGAGCUUCAAGGCUUGCUCGUCAGCGAGAGCACUUGUUGACGUUCGAAUUCGCAGUGGGAAGUAGGCUCGCCAGGAUGAGCAGGGAUGUCGGCCAGUUUAAAGGGGGAUCCACCUGUCUGAGCAAGCUCGCGUUCCUUUUUCCCCCGAGUGUGCGCACGAGCUGUGAUGAGCAACGAACAAGAAGCAGGGAGCCUGACGUGCGUGUGGAUGUGUGUGUUGUUGCCCAGGUGCAGGUGUGCUGCGUGCCUACCUACUACUACUACUACUACUACUACUACUACUACUACUACUACUACUACUACUACUACUACUACUACUACUACUACUACUACUACUACUACUACUACGUACGGGACCUUGAGGAAAGAGCCACCCGCCAUGUGCAUGAGACGUGCAACAGAACAGGUCAUUUCCCUCUUUACUUGUUUCUCUCUUUCUUUACUGCCUAUACUGGAACUGGAAGUCUGCACUUCCUACAAGGCUAGAAGGUUCUCUUGUACCGGACUUUCAUUCGCAUAUAAUUCUCACGUUACAUGGACGCCGCUUAAAAGUUCUUUACCUUUACUGGCUGAAAUUGGAGAACUUAGCGUCGUUAAUUGGCUAUAGUCUACUGUCUACCUGGCCCGUGCCUUCUUUUCCAUUGUGCUCAUUUAAUCCUCUGCCCCUUGGCUUGCACAUUUAUUUUUGUGCACCCACAUCCCUUCAUGCUUACGCUCUAAAUUACGCUACGCCUUAAGUUGUUGUUUCCGUCCGUCAGCGGCGUUGUUAUGUUCUCUUUCCUUUUAAAAUGACCUUUCUCUUUCAUGACUCAGCCCAUGUCUAAUCCCCAUAUCAGCCAUCCCCUUUUAUCACGCCACACACUGCUUCUCGACUUCUAUCAGCGCUAUGCUUGCUCACGGUAAGCUGACGAAGAUGUGUCCAUGUGCGUCCGUUGCGCGACCGAGUCAAACACGGCAGUAAAAGCGACCGUUGU